Messenger RNA from Eimeria acervulina, 2370 nucleotides. RefSeq lists its product as hypothetical. NCBI's taxonomy places the organism in Eukaryota, Apicomplexa, Conoidasida, Eucoccidiorida, Eimeriidae. The transcript has a single exon. The coding region runs from base 1 to 2370 and encodes 789 amino acids. The record is from RefSeq and is a predicted model, not a curated record.
AUGCAGAUCGCAGCAGCAGCAGAACCGGGCGCUCGCCAGACGUUGCUGCUGGGUGGCCGCGGCAGUUUCUUGGAAGUUUCCCAUAAAGAGGCUGUCUUACCUGUUACUAUGAAAAGGCUCCCACAGAGGCGAAAUGCGGGCUUUGGGGGGCUUAGCGCCAGUGUGGCGGUGCUCGCAGCAAUCUCUGCUGUUGCAUCAGCUUACUUAGUACUCCGCUGCGCCAAGUAUAUGGCGAACGCCAGCAAGAACACGGAAGCAUUGAGGUUUCUGGCAGAUGCACACGGGAAGACGAAUAAAGAACCGCGAGAGCCUUGCAGCGCUCCGGAAGAGGAGCCCCCUGCUUCAGCCGCAGCUGCUGGUGCAGCUGCUGCUGCAGGGGAGGAGGAAGAGGAAGAAAGCCUGGUUAAACAGGAACUCUUGGAACGGGUUUUCCUUCAUGCUGUUGAACUGAAUCGAUUAGUGGAUAUCAGCGAGCCUGUGGUGCGGCAGCUGAAACCCAAUAUGGGAGCCCAGUGCAUAUCAGUGUUUUUGCGUCUGGCGUUGGUGGAGCUUUCUGCAAUGUUCGCCUUGUUGGACGAAAAUGAGAGGUAUCACGUGAAUAGAGAAGUACGCAGACUUUACAGUCAAAUAUGGACACUCCGCAAUAGCAUAGGAACCAUGGGCAUUUCCACGUCACGGUAUCGGCAUAUCAAAUGUCUCCACGUAUUCCUCGGCAGGCUCAAAGAAGUCAAACCAGUUACAGCCGCUCUCGGGGAGAGGCAGAGGCUGCUGAUGAUCAAACAGCUGCUGCAGCUGCAAGAGAUGGCCUUGGAGCAACUUAACACCGGAUUAUUCUGGCUGAGUGUGUGUGUGAAAGACCCAACGAAGGCGCAUGAUAACGCCAGGGCUGCUGCUGCAACUGCUCACGGCUGUGCUGUUGCUGCUGAAGGUAGUGCAACUGCUGCAGAUGCUCGCGUUGUUGCAGUUGUCAAGUCUAUGGAAGUGACGGUGAGCAGACGCAGGGCGCAAGUUCUUGGCGAUCCGCUCCUAAGCGGUUGGCUGCGGGAGUUGCACACAGAAAACAUUCAUUAUGGCCUUAUUGUUCGUGAAGCUAUCCUUAGGCUAACCCGACCAAAUAACCAAAGCCAUCGCGAACGCGUAAAAGCUUUGCAGGACACUCCGCUGGCACAGGGAGACGAACCCUGGAAGUCCACUGACCUGAACGUUAUCAAAGCACAGGAGUCAGCCGCGGCAUCCACCGUCGGCGGGCUUCUCAUCCCAGGAGAUCAUGCGUCACCUGGAGGGGAAAGACUUGCUUCUCUGUCUCCGAGGCGAUCGAAGGUUUCUUCCCAAGACGCAAGGAGAGGGAAUGGCACGGCGGGGGCCACUCCCGUUUCAUUGCCUCCCAGCACGUCCACUGCUGCUGUUGCUGCUGCUGCUGAGGGAGGUCAGGAGACUUUUAGAAGACCCAGCUGCCAUAUGGAGGAGCCUCUCCUUGGUGUGUCUAGUGCGCUUUCACAGGUAUCUGCACCUGCCGCUGCAGGCCGUUCUCAAAUUGCUACAGUUUCCGCUGCUCUCCGACGGGCUGGUCUCCCUUAUGUCAGCACUAACCCUCUGGAAGCCACAUGGGUCUCCAUGGCUUCUGGCGUCACUUCUGUUGGGAAAUCGUCCAACUCCCACCUUUCUCCUGAAGAAAUCCCGAGGGCUUCGCAAGGCUCCUUCAGGGCAGCUGCUUCUGCUGCUUCCGCUUUCUCCCCUGAAGCCUUCGCUUUGUCGACGGCAAACGCUGGCACUCAGCGGGUUGCACCUGCCGUUUCAUCUGGUGCAUUUUGGCCUUCAUUAGUAACCUAUGGCAAAUUGCCUGUAGACCCGCAUACCUGGCCACCAGUAUCCGCCUCGUCGCCUGCUGGUUCUAAGAGCUCGCCAGGAGCAUCAGGGCCCCGUUUUGGGGGUCCUUUGCUACCCCACGAGCGGCCCCAUACAGCUCCUGGCCCUUCUACUUCCAGUUUCGGGGCCGCAAAAGCCCCGCUGUCGCAGACCAGAGGGACAUACGGAAGCGCUCUUCAAGGGGCAGCGCAAUUUGCGUCGGCGUCUUCGGGCGCAUCUGCCUCUCAGCGUCUUCCCGCCUCCACCUUAAGGUCGGUGGAAUCUCAUUCAUCUUCAGAAACAAAACCGCCGGGGAUUCCUGUAGACAUCUACGGCACGCCACUCGAUUUCAGGUUAUGGGGGCUAGGCGAAGCAGCCCCCUACAGACCCGUUGCGGGCGUCUGGCCCAAUGAAGAGCCCGACGAGCCAAGUCAGGAAGCGAUUGAUGCAGGAUUUGAGCAGCUUGCAAGACUCUUCAGUGGGGCACCCGAGCAACAUCCGGGCGAAACAAUGCACCCCAGAUAG